This is a messenger RNA of Solanum dulcamara, 375 nucleotides long. RefSeq lists its product as uncharacterized. Gene Ontology annotation, molecular function: RNA-DNA hybrid ribonuclease activity; nucleic acid binding. The transcript has a single exon. Bases 1 to 375 code for a protein of 124 amino acids. The record is from RefSeq and is a predicted model, not a curated record. NCBI's taxonomy places the organism in Eukaryota, Viridiplantae, Streptophyta, Magnoliopsida, Solanales, Solanaceae.
AUGGGUAUCGAUAACGAUAGUCAAGAGUUUCUGGUAAUCGGAGAUUUAGAUUUACUGAUUCAUCAGGUUCAAGAGGAAUGGUCCAUGAAGAAUUCAAAAAUUGCAGCAUACGUGAAGUUAGUGCAAAGGUUGUGUAAAAAGUUCCGCAAGAUAGAGUUUAGGCAUACCCCUAGUUUGCAGAAUGAAUUUGCUGAUGCUCUUGCUACUAUCUCCUCAAUGAUCAAACAUCCGGAUACAAGUUACAUUAACCUUAUGGUGAUAUAUUUGAAAGAACAACCUGCUCACUGUUCGCAUGUCGAAGUAGAACCAUAUGGGAGGCCUUGGUAUUUUGACAUAAGUGGAAAUACCUUCAUUAAGAAUCAUUCAAGAAGCUGA